GAAACAUUUCCAUCUUUUUAAAAACCUCUCUUUGGUUCGUCUGGUCUCGGGACCGGGACCGGGAGGAAGGAGGGAGGUGGGGGUGAAGUGGGAGUGGGCUCUCCCGGCUGCCUCUGUGCGCCCAUAGGCCGCCCCCGCCGUCCGUCAGCCCGGGAACGCGCUCCCAUUGGCUGCAGGAGGCGGAUCCGCAGGUGUCCUCCGCUCAUAGAGGCGCAGGGCGGAGAGAAGGUGAUCAAUCUCCAUCCGUCUCCAUUAGAAAUCACCUUAACACUCUGACAGACAACGACAAGCCCCCUGAAAGCAAAUGAGUUUGAUUUAUUUGGCUGCAAAAACACGCGGAACCGCACCGAGGACGCGUUGGUGACGCCCGCGCGCUGAUAACUGCGUGUUUUUUUGUGUCCGUGAUGCUGCCCGGUUUGCACACUGUUGUUUGUUUCUGAGCAAGUCUGCCGCUGUUUGAGUUUUGUACCCUGCAGACUUCCUACUGCUGGAUAAUUUCACUGCUGCUCGCCUCCUGUGACCCGACAGCUCGGGAGAAGGGAAGAGGAGAAAAACAAGUGACUUGGAUCGGCCCCCUGUCCCGUCAAGCUGCAGCAUCGGGGGAAACCGAACCACUGGUCUGAGCUGGGUGGAGCUGUGACCGCCUGUAGCAUGAUGUCCUACCUCAAACAGCCCCCCUACGGCGUCAACGGCCUGGGGCUCAGCGGCGCUGCCAUGGACCUGCUGCACCCCUCAGUGGGCUACCCAGCGACUCCCAGGAAGCAGCGUCGGGAGCGGACCACCUUCACCCGCUCUCAGCUCGACGUCCUGGAGGCUCUGUUCGCCAAAACCCGGUACCCGGAUAUUUUCAUGCGGGAGGAGGUGGCACUGAAGAUCAACCUGCCGGAGUCCAGAGUCCAGGUGUGGUUCAAGAACCGGAGGGCCAAGUGUCGCCAGCAGCAGCAGAGCGGCAGCAGUGCCAAAGCCAGGCCGCCCAAGAAGAAGUCUUCUCCGGCCAGGGAGAGCACCGGCUCUGAGAGCAGCGGCCAGUUCACGCCUCCUGCUGUCUCCAGCACGGGCUCGUCCUCAUCUUCAUCCUCCUCCACCAAUCACACGGGCCCGGCGGCGCUUAGCAGCACCUCUACCUCCAUCAGCACCGUCUCCUCCAUCUGGAGCCCCGCUAUCUCCCCUGGAAACGCUCCUGCUCCUGCAGUGGCCCCGCUCCCCGAGCCAGGACCCCCUUCUAAUGCCUCCUGUAUGCAGCGUUCAAUGUCAGGCUCCGCCGCCGCCGCCACAUCCUACCCCAUGUCCUACAACCAGACGCCGGGCUACGGCCAGGGCUACCCCACCCCAUCCAGCUCUUACUUCAGCGGCGUGGACUGCGGCUCUUACCUGGCCCCCAUGCACUCCCACCACCACCCCCACCAGCUCAGCCCCAUGACGGCCUCCUCCAUGUCAGGCCACCCGCACCACCACAUCAGCCAGUCAUCAGGCCACCACCAUCACCACCACCACCACCAGGCCUAUGGCGGCUCCAGCCUGGCCUUCAACUCCUCCGACUGCCUGGAUUACAAAGAGCAGACUGCAGCCUCCUCGUGGAAGCUCAACUUUAACACCACAGACUGCUUGGACUACAAAGACCAGGCCUCCUGGAGGUUCCAAGUCUUGUGAUCAGGCUUUUCCCCCCUUCUUCCCUCCCUGCUCGUCAGCUCCCUCUUCUUCUUUUAUUUUCCAGAUUAGCAUAUUGCUUGUUUUUAAAGACAAAAAGAGUUUAUGAACCAUAAGAUAACAAGAUAGCAGCAGGAAUGCUCAACAAUCGGACUUUGUUUUUCCUCCCUCUCGUCCUCCACGUCUUUAAAAAAAAAAAAAAGAAACAGUCCCUCACGUAUGAAGAGAAAACAUCAGGAGCAGUUUCCUGACGAUGAAGAAUGGGGUUUUUAAGACGCUCAUUCUUGGAUGACCUUAAGAAAACCAAACUGUUUUUCAAAACUAAAAAAAAAAAAAGUCAUUUCAACCAAACUCCUUUGACCACCAGCUCUCUGGCUCUCUGGAUGGGAGGAAUAUUUUCCCCUCUGGUGCACCAACAGGAACUGCCUGCAGUGCCCCUCUUUACCUCCAAACCCAAUCAAAUCCUGUAUAGUUUUUAUUUCUGAAAUUUGUUAUUUUAGGAUGACAGAGAUUUUUAGUCAGCUGCGCCGAGGAGCUGAAAUAUGUAAAUAUGUAUUUGGGUCAGUUACAGUGACCAUGUUUAGUUUGUGUUUUUUUUUCCGAAUUUGAAAUUGUUUAUUACCACUUUGGGAGUUUAAAAAAAAAAAAGAAAAACCUGUAUGUAAAUCUUUCCAAAUAUUCCAAAGAGAACAAAUUGGCCAUAAAGUUCAGCUUUUAUAUACGUUGUUUUAAAAAUGUUUUGGCAAUUUGAAAUGUCUUGGAGGGAAAAAUCUAAAAUAUAGAUGCAGAACUAUGGGCGUUCGUCCAGGUUACAGUUUGUUUUCCGGAUAUUAUUAUUCUAACCUCUAUACAUUUUCAAACCAGACCUCCUCUCUUGGGCAUUGUCGUGAUAUUGGACAUGUUUGAACCGCAGCACUUGGCUUGAUAAUGGAGUCAGAGCAUUUUUUUUUAUUUUUUGGAGAGGAAAAAUGUGGAUUUAUAGCUCCAAAAUGACAGUAAGAUGUUGAAUGUAUCUUUAAGGCGAACCACCCUUACAUACAUGUUCAUCCAAUAAAGAUCCGUUAAGUCAUAUUUAUUUUCCACAGUGGAUUCUGUCUUUGGUUCCCAACAGGGAGUCAACUUUUUAUUUAUUUAUUCUUUAGAUGCAUGUACAGCAGCAAAUUACAAACUCAAGAUUGCUGUUUUCUCUCAUUUGAAUUAGUCACACUUUUAUUUAAAAGCUUGUUGAUUUUGUUUAUUUCCUAAUUAUAACGGGGUAAAUGCAAAUUAGGCCAUAAUUAAUACAAGCCAUGAACGCGUGUAGGCCCCGCAUUUCCAUUUUAGAGAGCAGCCAGUUUUAAUCCUCUCUGUCUCUGACUUAAAUUGAAACACUAACAUCUCCCCUCGCUUUAGGGAGACCAAGUGUCUUUUUAAACUGCGGCGUUAAAAAGCCCUAAAUAUUGAGCCGCGAGACAUUUGAUCGAGGCGUAAUUGAAUGCAGCGCUGUAAUGGCGUGAUAAUUACUCCUGCGCCCUGAGUUGGUUUCUCCAAAAUAACCUGCAGGAAUUUCACCGCCUCUGAUGCGGUAAUUACGUAGGUGGGGCCAGGUUAGGGGGUCAGAUGUAAGUGAGUGAGUGUGUGUGUGUGUGUGUGUGUGUGUGUCUAGUGCUCGCAGGCAUAAACGCAUUAUAAAAGAGGAGGAGGAGGAGGAGGAGGAGGAAGAGGAUGAGGGGGAGUUAAAGAAAAUAUCGCGUCAGUUCUCUGGCAAGGUUGUUUUGGACGAGCGUGUUUUGAGCCGUGAAGGCCGCACUGAGAGCAGCAGAAACAGAUUUCAUGCAAAUUAAUGGCCCCGAUCAAAACAACCGUCCUUGUGCAAAGAAAUUACCCCCCAAAAGAGAAACGCUGUUGUUUUAAUUAAGACAAACGGGAGCUUUUUUAUCUGACUGCGAAGAUUGAACAGAAAUUAACCCAUUAAGUGUCUCUAAUGAGGGCUGCAGCUAACCUAACCAUCAGAUUAAUCACUAUGAUUGAUUAUUAGUUUCUUGAUUAUUGUUUUGUCUUUUUGUCUGUUUCCCACACCGUCGUCUAACCCACCAAAAUAUCCACUAUUUUUUUUAAAUAAAGCAAAAAAGCAGCCAAUAGUCAAUUAUUAAAAAUAGUUGCUGGUUAAUUUUCUCUCUGACUAAUCGAUUAAUAAGCUAUUCAUUUCAGCUCGUUUCAGGAUGAGGAAACAUAUUACUCACAGCUUUUUACAUGUUAAAUAUGAGGCAGUUUUACUUACUUAUGCCUCUAAAAAUAUUAAUAAAUGAAUAAUCUGAGAGGGUAAAACUCACUC
Epinephelus fuscoguttatus (brown-marbled grouper) is the source of this 3961-nucleotide messenger RNA. RefSeq names its product orthodenticle homeobox 1 (gene otx1). The transcript is spliced from 4 exons. Gene Ontology annotation, cellular component: nucleus. Gene Ontology annotation, molecular function: RNA polymerase II cis-regulatory region sequence-specific DNA binding; DNA-binding transcription factor activity, RNA polymerase II-specific. The coding region runs from base 652 to 1650 and encodes 332 amino acids. NCBI's taxonomy places the organism in Eukaryota, Metazoa, Chordata, Actinopteri, Perciformes, Serranidae. The record is from RefSeq and is a predicted model, not a curated record. Gene Ontology annotation, biological process: multicellular organism development; regulation of transcription by RNA polymerase II.